UAAACUACACUGAACUAAAGAGAAGUCAAGAUAUGCUCAAGUCUGAAUCUGAAACAAACUACACUGAACUAAAGAGAAGUCAAGAUAUGCUAAAGUCUGAAUCUGAAACAAACUACACUGAACUAAAGAGAAGUCAAGAUAUGCUCAAGUCUGAAUCUGAAACAAACUACACUGAACUAAAGAGCAGUCAAGAUAUGCUAAAGUCUGAAUCUGAAACAAACUACACUGAACUAAAGAGAAGUCAAGAUAUGCUCAAGUCUGAAUCUGAAACAAACUACACUGAACUAAAGAGCAGUCAAGAUAUGCUCAAGUCUGAAUCUGAAACAAACUACAGUAAUCUUCAACAAAGCCACGAUUCCCUGCAGUCUCAGUACGUAACUCUGAAUGAGAAACUUGAUGAAGUGACCAAGGAGUUCAGUGUUUUGAAGGAAAUCUACUGUGAUGGUACAAACACGUCUCCCGAUAACACUUGCUCUCUAUGUAAACCAGGCUGGGUCCCCUUCAGAUCCAAGUGUUACUUCAUCUCCACUAAUAUACUGACCUGGAAGGCGAGCCGUGAUUGGUGCGAGACAAGACGUGGACGACUAGUGAAUAUAGAAACUUUAGAGGAGCAGGACUUUAUAAAACGUAAAGCUCAAGGUAAUUUUUGGAUUGGCCGAUACAACAUCAGUAAAGAAAACAACUACCAGGAUGGGCGCUGAACCUGUGAAGUCCAAGAGAGCCAGCGAUGACGACAAAGAAGAGUGUUUGUGAUAAACAUGCUGUACUUCAAGGUGUUAAACUACAACUGUGAAUAUCCUUCACAAUGGAUCUGUGAGUCCGCUGCGUUUCCUCUUCGUAUUUAAACUUCUAUCAAGAGUUCCAGUCACCUGCCAGAGCCGCUGUCUUCUGUAAUCGUAAGGAUCACUUCAUCAGUAAAUCACAGAGCUGCUAGUCUGAGCCGAGUCCAGACGUUCACGUCACUUUGUCAUGUAGGUGACAGAGGUAGUGAGUGACAACAUACUCUACAUACAGGACUGGGGGAAAUGAAAGCUGCCAUCUUAUUGUAAUGUCAGUGUUGGUCUGUGACUUCUUCUCAGUUCUGACUAAAUAGACCCCCGGACCCUGAACUUGCACAUGGUGAUUAUAGAUAACUGAUGAAAUGAUAAAGCUUCAUUUACAUAUGAGAAGAAAUGCACAGUUCUGAGUUUUAUAAAACUAUUUUAUAUUUGUGUAACAAGCAACACAUUCAAGUCCUUUCAGCAUUUAGUAAAAUGAAGAUACGUCACCAACCUGUGUGUGUCUUGAGUGACGUGAUAAAGUAUUUACCCCCUUCCUAGUAUGUUCUGUUUUUACAUAUUUUACACAAUGCAUGACCUCUGACCUUUAGAGAAAUGAAAUAUUAGAAAAAGGAGACCUGAGGAAAGACACAAUAGAGUUUUUAAAUCACUGCUUUCUUUAUUCAAUGAUCAAAGUUAUUAAUCCAACACCUCAGUGACCGAUGUGAAGGUGUCAUUGCAGAUCAGAGUCUCAGUGCUUGGCUGGUGUAACUUUAGCAGCAGUAAUAAGAACUAAACACUCUGUGAUUUAUAAUUUGAGAUCAGACUUUCAUGAGCAUCAACUGUUCAUGUCGGCACUUCUGUUAGUACAAGUUAGCAGUUUGACGAGGCUCUGAAACUCUUUGGGUGUUUCUUCUGGACUCCUCAUUGCUGCCCCCUGUUGGCAGGCCAGCUCUUCCUAUGAAGAUGUUGCUCUUUUCUGAAUGUUUUUGAGAUG
Molecule: messenger RNA, 1755 nt
Organism: Polypterus senegalus (gray bichir)
Lineage: Eukaryota; Metazoa; Chordata; Cladistia; Polypteriformes; Polypteridae
Product: low affinity immunoglobulin epsilon Fc receptor-like
Exons: 6
Coding region: 33-701 (222 amino acids)
Source: RefSeq, a predicted model, not a curated record